AUGUGUAAUGAUUGUGGGAAGAGCUUCAGUGACAGCUCCCACCUGAUCCGACACCAGCACAUCCACACCGGGGAACAGCCCUACACGUGUGGGGAAUGUGGGAAGAGCUUCAGGGACAGCUCCCACCUCCACAACCACCAGCUCAUCCACACUAGGGAACGGCCCUACAAGUGCUUGGAAUGUGGGAAGAGGUUUCAGACCAGCUCACAUCUCCUCCAGCACCAGCGGACACACACGGAUGAGAGGCCCUUCUGCUGCACCGACUGUGGGAAGGGCUUCAACCGGAACUCCACCCUCAUCACCCACCGGCGCAUCCACACCGGGGAGAGGCCCUACAAGUGUGGGGAGUGUGGGAAGAGCUUCCCCCACAGCUCUACCUUGACCAAACACCAACGGACCCACCGGUAA
This is a messenger RNA of Chiroxiphia lanceolata (lance-tailed manakin), 408 nucleotides long. RefSeq names its product zinc finger protein 391-like. The transcript has a single exon. NCBI's taxonomy places the organism in Eukaryota, Metazoa, Chordata, Aves, Passeriformes, Pipridae. Gene Ontology annotation, molecular function: DNA-binding transcription factor activity, RNA polymerase II-specific; RNA polymerase II cis-regulatory region sequence-specific DNA binding. Gene Ontology annotation, biological process: regulation of transcription by RNA polymerase II. Gene Ontology annotation, cellular component: transcription regulator complex; PcG protein complex. The record is from RefSeq and is a predicted model, not a curated record. The coding region runs from base 1 to 408 and encodes 135 amino acids.